Messenger RNA from Aptenodytes forsteri (emperor penguin), 6590 nucleotides. RefSeq names its product bone morphogenetic protein receptor type 1A (gene BMPR1A). Gene Ontology annotation, cellular component: plasma membrane; signaling receptor complex. The record is from RefSeq and is a predicted model, not a curated record. The coding region runs from base 249 to 1850 and encodes 533 amino acids. NCBI's taxonomy places the organism in Eukaryota, Metazoa, Chordata, Aves, Sphenisciformes, Spheniscidae. The transcript has 12 exons. Gene Ontology annotation, biological process: cellular response to growth factor stimulus; dorsal/ventral pattern formation; BMP signaling pathway. Gene Ontology annotation, molecular function: SMAD binding; transforming growth factor beta receptor activity, type I; ATP binding.
CAUUUCCAUAAUAUCACCGUUGAACUAAUGAAGUGGAAGUACAGAUGAAAACAGUCUGGAGGAAGCUUGAAGUACAAUACAGUUCCAUUCAGUUUCCUAAUUCUAAGGAAACAAAGUUGGAAAAGUUACAAAAUCAUCUUUGCAGUCAAGCACCAAACCUUGUAUUAGGCUUCACCAAACAGACUAAGCUUAACAUUUGUCAAGCAGAAGGGCCAGUUGCCUUGCACAGAAAGGAUUAAAAGUGAACAAUGACUCGACUGAGAGUUUAUGAGCGAUUGCUUGGAGCCUACCUGCUUAUCAUUCUCCAUGUUCAAGGUCAAAAUCGAGACAGCAUGCUUCAUGGUACAGGAAUGAAGACAAAUCCUGACCAAAAGAAACAAGCAAAUGGAGUAACACUCGCUCCAGAGGACACCUUACCUUUUCUUAAGUGCUACUGCUCAGGACAUUGUCCAGAUGAUGCUAUUAAUAACACAUGCAUAACUAACGGGCAUUGCUUUGCUAUCAUUGAGGAAGAUGAGCAUGGAGAACCCACGCUUGCUUCUGGCUGCAUGAAGUAUGAAGGUUCAGAUUUCCAGUGCAAGGACUCACCUAAAGCACAGUUACGUCGAACAAUUGAGUGCUGUCGGACUGAUUUCUGCAAUCAGGAUUUACAACCAACUUUACCACCACUUGACAGUACAGAUGGACUUUUUGAUGGCAGCAUUCGUUGGAUGGCAGUGUUGAUUUCUAUGGCAGUCUGCAUAAUUGUCAUGAUCAUCUUAUUUAGCUGCUUUUGUUACAAGCAUUACUGUAAGUCAAUGGCAAAGAGGCACUGUUAUAAUCGUGACCUGGAACAAGAUGAAGCAUUUAUUCCAGCUGGGGAGUCAUUAAAAGACCUUAUUGACCAGUCACAGAGUUCUGGGAGUGGAUCAGGACUACCGUUGUUGGUUCAGCGCACUAUUGCCAAACAAAUUCAGAUGGUGAGGCAAGUUGGAAAAGGACGAUAUGGUGAAGUAUGGAUGGGCAAAUGGAGGGGUGAAAAAGUCGCAGUGAAAGUGUUUUUCACCACAGAAGAAGCCAGUUGGUUCCGAGAAACAGAGAUUUACCAAACUGUUUUAAUGCGUCAUGAAAACAUCCUUGGUUUCAUAGCUGCAGAUAUUAAAGGCACUGGCUCCUGGACACAGCUGUACUUGAUUACAGAUUAUCAUGAAAAUGGAUCAUUGUAUGAUUUUCUGAAAUGCACUACGCUAGACAACAGGGCUCUCCUCAAACUGGCGUAUUCUGCUGCAUGUGGUCUGUGCCACCUACACACAGAAAUUUAUGGGACACAAGGCAAGCCUGCUAUAGCACACAGGGACCUGAAGAGUAAAAACAUCUUGAUAAAGAAAAAUGGAACCUGCUGCAUUGCUGACUUGGGUCUUGCAGUCAAGUUUAACAGUGACACAAAUGAAGUUGACGUUCCCUUGAAUACUAGAGUGGGAACAAAACGUUACAUGGCUCCAGAGGUCCUAGAUGAAAGCCUGAAUAAAAACCAUUUCCAACCAUACAUCAUGGCUGACAUCUACAGUUUUGGGCUGAUCAUCUGGGAAAUGGCCCGGCGCUGCGUCACGGGAGGUAUUGUUGAGGAGUAUCAGUUGCCAUAUUAUGACAUGGUGCCAAAUGAUCCAUCCUAUGAGGACAUGAGAGAAGUGGUGUGUGUCAAACGCCUACGCCCAGUAGUAUCAAAUAGAUGGAAUAGUGAUGAAUGUUUAAGAGCAAUAUUGAAAUUAAUGUCUGAAUGCUGGGCUCAUAAUCCUGCCUCAAGGCUCACUGCCUUGAGGAUCAAGAAGACACUUGCCAAGAUGGUGGAAUCACAAGACGUAAAGAUUUGACAUAGUAAAUUGACGUUGGAGAGCAAAGCUGGACUCCUAGAUCUUUUCACUCAAACAUGGGUGAGACCUAUGUGGAAAGAGGAAAUAACUGAGAUUCAGUAUAUUUUCUCAGCACACUUCUACAGGCUGCUAAUCAAACCUUUCAGUACUUCAUAGACUGUGAUACUGAGAGCCUCUAUAUACUACAUGCUACGUAUAUGGACAGCCUUGAUAAAAUACACAUUUUGGUUUUGUUUGAGCUGCAUUGAGACUUCAGUCAUACUUAGUGAGUCUCCAGUAAAACUCUGGGUACUGAAUUGAAUGUUCAGAUUACAGUGCUUUCUGUGAAAGCCUAACAAGCUAUAUGGAUUCAACAGAGAUGGAGAAUAUAAGCUUUUUUUUGCCUUCUACCUGAUAAAACCUAGUCAAUCCAUACCAAGUUUUUGUGAAACAGCCUGUAUGUUAUGAAUCUGUUUGUGAUACUACUCAGUUUAACAAUUCCUUAUGCCUUUAUGUGUGUGCCAGGAUUAUUUUGCUGUCAUUUGGAAUAGCUAAGAAACCAUUUAAAUGAACAAAGUUUUAUGGUCAGGGCUCCAUGCAUUUUGUGGCUCCACAAUCAGAUUUGCUACAGAAUUUACUCCUUGCCAUUAAGUUAUCUUCCAGAAUUUCAGUUUUAAUUUUAUUUCUAUUCUUGUCUUGGUCACAAGGAGAACUGCAAAAAUGUGAACCAUUAAUAAAUUAAGGAAUGCCUACCUGAGUCUGUAGAGAGCUUGAAACAGUCUCUCUUAGAGGUAUAGACUGCCUUGGUCACCUCACUUACAGUCUAGUGGGCUCCAUAAUUGGAUGACUAUGAAAUUUGGCAUAUUUUUCACAAUGCCACAUGCAACCAGCAUUUUUGCUGUAGAAUACUUUACAUCUUAAUAGAAAGACCAUUGAUGAUGUGUUUUGCCUUUCUACUUUAUUGAGACUCACUGGUAGGUGUCUGUCAUGCUCUGAACUUCUUUCCAUACAGGAGGGAAUCAGUCAGCUGUAGGAGCACGCUUUUUCAUCAUUUGACAAAAAACUAGGCAGAAGAUGAGUUUUGAAAGGCUUGAGAACGAGUCUAAUUUACAGACACAAAAGAGGGAAGGCAGGAAGCGCAGGCCGGGCACUCAGAAGGUUAGAGAAUCCAGUAAAGGUCAAGACCAGGAGAACCAAGUAUGUGAACUCUUGAAGAUAAGAUCCACAACGUGCAGAACGUUUUGAGCUGGGUUGCCCUGAUGUAAAUGCAGGAGGCCACGUCUGUGGGCCACUUAGUGGACAGUUACAAAAUUCAAGAUUUGAGACAAGGUAAAUCAGUGGGUGUUUUAAGUUCUAGUUAGGCACAUUUGGGAGGAAUGUGAUUGAAAGGUAAUUCAUGAAGAUAAAGUAAGUUAACAUAAUUGCAAAAUUUGGUCCUAUUGUGCCAACUAUUUGGCGUGCACAGGAAACUGUAGUUCCCUCCUUUUCUUCACUGAUCCAGACAAGUUGGUUAAAAACCAGAACCCCUCCAUGAGGUUACUGUAAGGCAGAAUUACUGAUUUAUAACUCCUUUGGCACUUCUACUUUGAAGUUAGAAAAUAGUACCAUAAAGCAAGUUGAAGCUUCAAAUGUGUCAGUCAUCAGAAGAAUGAACACACAGUAUUGGAACCAUUGAACCUAUUUGAUAAUUUAAGUGCCUAUAACUUUGUACUGUAAAUCUUGUUCUAGAUAACUUUAAAAAGGGAAGUUAUUUAUACAGUGUGUUUUGUGCUUCAGUAAAAAAACCCACCUAGUCCUAGGUACGUGUGUACAAUUAGAUACAUGCACACACACACACACACGCCAUAGUCGAGAUUUGAAGAAAAAAGUUAGGAAUAAUAUUAAAAUUGAUGAAAAAAUGUUAAAACUUCAGAUUGAUUUAUGCCAGAUUAUUUGUUGUCUUAAAAUAUGUACAUGGAGAUUGUUUUAAUAUGCCUUUAAAUUUCCCUUGCAAAUACAACUGAUAGAAAACAAUGUAAUGCAGAACUAAUGUGAUUUGUGAACAAUUACAACCUUCUAACGUUAUUUUUUUGUUCUAAUUCUGUAGUUCACAUAAUGUAAAUGGUCAGGCAAAAGAUCGCAGUAUUUUUAUUUUCUAUUGUGAUGUACAGACUUUAUUUAACAGUUCUACAUAUUUUAUAGAAAACUAGCUAUUUCGAGGGACUCUUUUUUUUUUUUAAAUAAAGUCAUUACUUUUGUUCAGUAAUGCCUUUAAGUAUUAAUAUGUAUUCUGGCUGAAAAGUUCAUAGGUGUGUCAACUAUGAUUUUAACUUAUUUGAAAACAGCAAGAGAUAUAUGAUACUGUGCCACAAUCCUCAUGAAAAAGGGCUUUUUAAAAGAACAUUUCUCCGUCCAUUGCCAAGAAAUAUAUGAUGAGUUUGAAAUUGUUAAUCAUGUCUUCGCGCAUAAUUUUUGCACAGGUAGUUGGAAAAUAUUUGGUAUGAGCCAAAAAAAUUAAGGGAUAAGCUUUUUUUCCUUCUCUUGGAUUAUUAUCAAUAAGAAGAAAAAAUGUUUAUGUAAGUUCCCUGCUAGCUUAAAAUUUCAGAGCAUGGAGGGCUAUUUAAAUUCACCCAUUACUAUUUAGAAUAUAUUUUAUUUCUUUUAGAAGUAGACACAGUAUUAUUAGCUGUAAACUUCUUUUGUGAAUUUUUAAAUUCAUUUUUCCCAAGUCUUCAGGAAGCCAUUGCUGGAAGUGUGAAUUUCAAUAGUUUUUAAUUAUUCACUUAUUUUCUCCUCCAUUGUUUAGGCAUUUGCAAGGCAAUAGGAUGGUGAUCUUUGGUAGACAUCUUAAGACCUGAAUGGAUAUACACAUUCACUUAAACACAGAAGUGAGCUGACUGCUGCAAAGAUGAUCUUUGAGAGAGAAAAAAUCUUUUCCCCUUAAGCUUAACCUUAAUUUUUCAGCACUUCAGUUACUAGGUUCAUACUCAAAGAUACCAUGGAUAUGCAGUUGUCAUUGUCCUGAACAGGAGCUCCUAGGUCUUUAGCAUUCCUUGAUUCCCUGAUAUUCCAAAAAAAUGUUAUUGCUAAAGGACCUGGUUGCAUAAAGCACUUGAGCACAUAUCUACAUUCCAUGCAGUCAUUCACUGUUUGGAGCCUAAGUAUGUCUAUACAGAUAUUUUAGCAAUCACUUGGAAAAAAAAAACUUUGCUCAAAGCUAGCCCAUUAAUUUUUACAUAAUUAAGCACACUUAGUGCAGAUUCUAAAGCUAAGUUGUUGCUUUAUGCAAAACUGUAAGGUUCAGAAGCCUUUAAGGUCAGGGAAGGUAGUAGGAUUCUUCUGUUAGAGUGUGAUUAAUCUCAUUUUGUUGCUCAAAAUUUUAAGACAAUCUGACAGUCCAAAAAAAAAAAGCCCCCAAAACUGGCAAAUGUGGUUUUAAUUCUUUUUUUAAAAUAUAAAAAUCAGAACUGUGGAAAAUAUCUUGGGGAGUAUCAAGACUGUGCCUUGGAAGUUCUUAAACACUCACAUACGGAGGGAUUUUUUUUUUUAUUUAUAUGACCUGCUCCAUGUGAUUUCAGUUAGUUGGAAAAUAAUUUGAGUCACUUAUAUAAUUCUUACUGUUACAGCAACUGAAAGGAAAGUUUCCAUGUUCCUGGUUAACUUGUAAAUUCCACAAGAAACGUGAUACUCCUACAGAAAAAUGUAGGCUUACAUUUUGAGUUUAUUCCGAGUUUUACUCAAUGUGUAAUUUUUCCUGAGUUUUACUCAAGAAACUGACAGUUUUCCCAAUAUUCAUCACUUUUCCCCAAUUAUUUUCUUAAUUAGUCUAUUUUGAGGUAUUGAAUAAAAUGUAAAAUUAAUAUUUUAAGUUACCUCUGUAGUAGUCUAGAAUCAAAUUUUAGAUCUUGAUCUACAUGACCAUUUGAAUGUGUUUAUAAAACAAAUCAGUUGGAUACGUUUCAUGUACUCUACCUUCAGACUGUAUUUUAAGGGUCUAAAAUGUUUGAAAAGCAAAGAUACUAAGUUAAAAAACAUUCUUUGGCUAUUGCAGAUAUUUUUAAAGGGAAGUUACGUGCUCAUCUUCUGUCAAAUAUUAGAAUGAUUUAGCACUUCCUCAUUCUUCUGACAGCGCCUCUGAAGUCAAAAGUCUUUAUCCGGCGCCCACAAUCUUUAUUCCAAAUAGGGGUGAUGUCUAAAAAUGGCUGGCAAUGUUGCACGAUACAGUCCUUUAUGCAGCCACGGUGUAUUAGCCUUGGUUGGUAUAGCAGAAGUGGAGUGCACAUUACUUCCAAUUUUUGAACAAAUCUCAUGUAAUUGUUGCUUUGUAAUAUUUUACCUUUGAAUGCAAUUAUAGAAGCCCACAUCAGGUAGUGACAUUUGUGCUCUGACAUGCCAUGCCCAAAAUGAAAUGUACUAUAUUGUAUACAAGAAAAAUAAAUAACAUUGUAGUUAACCUAGAGAAGAUGUAAAUAAAAUAUGAAAGAAGAGUGGAACAAGACAAAUGGUCACACUCUUGUGUGUGUUAUAUGCCAGAAGUGUAGAAUACUCCUUUAAAAAUGUAACACACUAAUGUAUUUUGUACAGCAUCUGCUUUAGAAGGUGCCUUAUUGAGUUUACCAUGAAUUGCUUGUUCUGUACACAGAUUAUGUCCAAUGUAUCAUUUUUAAGUAAAUAACCUUAUUUUAGUACACAUUAGUUAUGUGUUUUGUUACUAUAAGAUUUUGCCUUAAAAAUGUAAUGACUUGGAAAUCAUAAUACUGUAACUAAAUAAUUCCCUACUUU